GUGCCGCGAAAUAUCAAAACGCGCGUGACACAAACAUGCUAACGGUUUAGCUUCAACUUUGUGUGGAGAUGAAAACAAAAUGGCUGUUCGUGUUGUGUGAAUUAGUCCUGAUACACUGCCUUUAAACACUCUAAACUGCCUGUUGUUUGUUAGUCAGGUCAGCUGGCUCAUGUUUUAACCUGUUUACAGUCUCGGUUUGGGUUUUUUUUUUCUUUUAAAUUAGUUUAUUUUCUGAGAGGAAGAUGAUAAAAGGUGAGUGUAAAGGCAGGGCUGAGGAGCUGCUGGGUCUCCCGGAGAAGCUGGAGAAGAGACUGCUGCCUUUUCAGCGCCACGGAGUCCAAUUCGCUCUUUCCAGAGCUGGAAGGUGUUUGAUUGCCGAUGAGAUGGGGCUUGGAAAGACGGUGCAGGCCAUCUCGGUGGCGUACCUCUACAGACACGAGUGGCCUCUGCUGAUCGUGGUGCCAUCUUCACUGAAGUACCCAUGGAUCGAGGAGCUGGAGCGCUGGGUUCCCGAGCUCCAUCCUGAUGACAUCAACCUGGUGGAGAGCAAAGCUAAUGUCAUAGGGAUCAGCCAGAGCAAGGUGACGGUUCUGGGCUACGGGCUGCUGACUAAUGACGCACAGUCGCUCGUGGAUGCGCUGAAAAAGCAGCACUUUGGCGUCGUCAUAGUGGAUGAAUCGCACUACCUGAAGUCCCGGAAUGCAGCGAGGACGAAGAUCCUGGUGCCGGUGAUCCAGAACGCUAAACGUGCAAUCCUGCUCACAGGAACUCCAGCACUGGGCAGACCAGAAGAGCUCUUCAUGCAGAUCGAUGCUUUGUAUCCGAGGCGUUUCGGCACUUGGAGUGAGUACGCCAAGAAAUACUGCAACGCACACUACAGAUUCUUCGGGAGAAGGCGUCAGUGGGAUUGCCGUGGAGCAUCUCAUCUGGACGAGCUGCACCAGAGGCUCAGCGAGAUCAUGAUCCGCAGACUUAAAGCCGAAGUGCUCACACAGCUGCCGGCCAAAAUCCGUCAGAGAAUCCCUUUCGACCUGCCAAAAGAGGCAGCCAAGGAAGCCAGCUCCAGUCUGGAGACGUGGGAGAGUUUAAUGCGCUCUCUGGGCUCUGGCGAGUCAGAGAAUGAGAACCCGUUUACACAAGUGAUGGCUCUCAUCACGCAGAUGUACAAGCAGACCGCAGUAGCUAAGGCAGGAGCAGUGAAGGACUACAUAAAGAUGAUGCUGGAGACGGAGCAGCUGAAGUUUCUGGUCUUUGCACAUCACCUCAGCAUGCUGCAGGCAUGUACCGAGGCUGUGAUUGAGGCCAAGGCCGGUUAUAUCCGAAUCGACGGCAGCGUUCCUUCCGCGGAGAGGAUCCAGCUGGUCCACCGCUUCCAGAAUGAUCCAGAGACGCGGGUGGCUAUUCUGAGCAUACAGGCUGCAGGACAGGGUCUGACCCUAACAGCGGCGUCUCACGUGGUGUUCGCUGAACUCUAUUGGAACCCGGGUCACGUGAAGCAGGCGGAGGACCGAGCGCACCGCAUCGGCCAGACCUCAUCCGUACACGUUCACUACCUCAUCGCCAAGGGCACGUUCGAUAUGGUCAUGUGGGCCAUGCUGAACAGGAAGGAAACUGUGACAGGCUGCACUCUGAAUGGAAGGAAGGACUACCUGAAAGCGGAGGAAGCUGAUAGGGAGAAAUGGGAUUUUCUGAACUUCGCUCAGGCCUGGACACCGAGCGACAGCGUCACCGGCGACGCCGAGGAUGAGAAAGAUGGCGUCUUCUUCUCACAUUUUGAGCGAGACAAACAGCACGACAUCCGCAGCUUUUUCUCCCCCGUCUCGGACAAAAAGAGGAAAAGAACAGACGAUGCCUCCAUCACCAGCUCUCCUCAUCCACCUUCACAAGACCAGCAGGGAACCAAUCAAAGCCCCUGUGGCCACAGCCCUGAUUUAGCCAAUCAGGAGGAGGAUUUCUGUCCCCAGGUGAAACAUUUGAAACAGACGACUACUCCAUUGUCUCGCUGUGGGGGGAAGAGAAGUCCCGCGAUGCCUCUCGGUGCGCCACGCAGGCUCUCGACAGGAAUGCAAACCCCCCACCAUUGUCAGAAGUGGAGCUGCCCACUCUGUACGUUUUCCAACAGCGGCCUCCUGCUGCGGUGCGAAAUGUGCGAGACACCACGAGCUCGGAGAGCUCGCAGCCCUCCUGCGUCUCCCUCCCCUUCUGCCUCUCUUUCUGUCUCCAGCCCCUGCAUCACUCUUUCAGACUCAGAAGAAGACAACAGCACCCCCAGAGCACCACAGACUCCUCUCAGCACACCGAGCCAAACGAUAAAGAAAGAGGACAAAAAGACAUCAGAACCACGCAGAGAUCCUCCACACACUCCUUCCAGCACUAAUGAUAGCCGCGAGUCUGAGCCAGUAGACGACUCUCUGCCUGUGUAUGACAGCCUGAAGUUCUGCGCCAGCAAAAAUACUGAUAGGAUCUACAUUUACAACAAGGAUGGUCUUCCACUCAACUGCAACUUUGUUCCUCUGGAUAUCAGACUACACAACUGGGAUGACUUGCCUCCAGAGUUCAGCCGCACCGAGAACCGGAGACAUUUGGUGCGUUUCGUACGCGAGUGGAGCUUUCUGACGGCAAUGAAGCAAAGGAUGGUGAGGAAGACUGGCAGAGUCUUUCACAGCCCGACGCUGCUUGUGGAUGAGCUCACACACACGCAGCGCCGACACAGUAGCACCAAGAGGUAUCUCUCUAAGCAGGAAGUGGCUGAGACGUCCCUGAGUGCAGCCCGGAGACAGGGAGGGACCGUACGCUCCAUCAGCAAGGACAGCUCUUCCUCCUUCAAGAGAUCUAUCAUGAAAGCACCCAGUCACGCUGAGAAAGAAUCAGGAGCAGAGACGGGAUAUUUGCAAGCUCUGGACUCUGGAGGCACGCCACUGUGUUUGUCUUGCCAGAAGCCCAGCGUGGACCACUCGGGCUGGGCAGGCGGAUUCUGCAGUGCCAGCUGCAUGGAGGAUCUGCAGCUGCGCUCCAGCCGAGGCUACAGCCGCUCGCGCGUGCUCGAGACGGAGCAAGGUGUGUGUCAGAGCUGUGGCCUUAAUGCGCGCCAGGUGUAUUUGCAUGUCCGAGACGCGCCACACACACACCGCAAAGAGAUCCUGGACAACACAUGGCUGGCCCAGCUGCCUCUCAAACAGCUGAACGAGAUGAUCCGUCACCCAGUCGAAGGCCACUUCUGGCAGGUGGAUCACAUCAAGCCGGUGUACAGCGGAGGAGGACAGUGCCUUCUGGACAACCUGCAGACGCUCUGCACCGUCUGCCACCGCAUGAGGACGGCACAGCAGGCCAAAGAGCGGAGUCAGACGAAGAAAAGCGAAGCAGCAUCCAAACUAUCCUCAGACAUCACCCGGUUCUUUAUGAAGAAAUAAGACUGAACUACCACCACCAUGUUUCACUAUGUAUGUGUAAAAAAAAAAAAUCUCAGAAUAAUUUUUUUAACAAGAGAUAAUGACUGUGUUUAAGAUUGUGAUUGACGCACCAUGUGUGUUGCCAUGGCAAUGAUCAGCCCGUGCGCACACAAUGGCUGCCUCAAUUUUAUUGAUUAAACACCGGAUACGGACUUUUCAAAAUCCUGUAUUUUAGUAUUCAGUGAUAAAGCAGGGAUUCGUAACAUUUUUGGGGUUUUUUUCCCCCCUGCUAAUACAGACCUGAGAAUUCUACAGCUACAUGUACGGGGGUUUAAUUAUUAUUAUCUUUUUUUUGGGGGGGGGAUCUCAGGAAAAGUUUAGUGCUACAGUACUAGGGAAGGAGGUAGAAAGAAAGCGACUGUUUCUAGAGUGACCAUCGAGCUAUCAGUGCAGCACUGCUGAGUUGGUUCUGCUGCAUGAUAACGCUUAUGUUUCUAGCAGAGAGAGCAGGGAGUCCAAGCAUUCUUGUUUGCUGCUAUUUUUAACUCGUGCAGGCUUUCAGAGCAUAAAAGCACCCUGCUGGAUGACUCCUAACAUUUUUCCACUUACUUCCACUGGUGCUGGAGGUAGAAGAAAUGUUUCUCUGCUGAAUGAUUUGUGUGUGUGUGCGUGCGCACGUGUGAAAACGAGAAUGCAAUUUACCAAUGCAGCAUGAAUGUGAUUAAAAAAGACGCACAAGUUUCCAAUUUCAGCUCGAACCACCAGCUGGUGAUAUUUUUUUUUUCUUCCUUUCUUUGAUUAAAAAAAAAAACCUUUCUGCAAAACCGGUGCCUUAUUUGAAUCCAUCACAGCCCCUUAUGUAAUCUCAGCGAAUGCCAAGGGACCCGUACGGCUCGUCGCCAUAGUAACCUGCCCUGGUGAUGGGCACCUAUGUGGAUAUGGAAGCUCUUACAACUGCAUUUCUGUUUAUAGACAUGCCAUGAGACGAGUCGAAAUCAACCUCCGCGUCUCCUGCUGCACACCAGCUCGAUCAAGGAAAUUUACGCAGUGGAAAUUUACAAGAAGAACAUUAAAUCCAGUUUUGUGUUUUUAUUGGGAAACUUUUUUUCUGUUCGGAGUGCUUUCUGAUCAUAUAAAACAGUGGGUUGUUGUCGCAAUUACUAUCUUAAGCCCAAUAAAAGAACAUUAAGCUUUAUUGUGAAGGAUGUUUCAGGUUUGGAAUGGGUUUCGACCAAACACUGCAGUGUGUGUAUUGAGAUUUCUAUUUAAACUAUGCUAAAUUCUUGAUUCUGAUUGGUCAAAAGGUAAUAAUUCUCUCUGGCAGCAGCACUGACGGUGGUUUUGGUUAUAAGGUUUACACUAAUCCAGUCAUUAUUGUUUCUGUAGUAAUAGCUCACAUGCAUCAGUAUGAAUUGGUGCCAUGUCUUUAAAAAUGCUGUACUUUAGGGAGCGAACAGCUCGCCGUGUGUUUUAUUCCUGACAUUUCAGACAUGUUGGGCGAGAAAGUGUGUUUACGAUGCCUACAUUAAAACCUAAGUGCACAUAAAGGA
Molecule: messenger RNA, 4939 nt
Organism: Neoarius graeffei (lesser salmon catfish)
Lineage: Eukaryota; Metazoa; Chordata; Actinopteri; Siluriformes; Ariidae
Gene: zranb3
Product: zinc finger, RAN-binding domain containing 3
Exons: 20
Coding region: 243-3410 (1055 amino acids)
Biological process (GO): replication fork processing; DNA repair
Cellular component (GO): nuclear replication fork
Molecular function (GO): nucleic acid binding; ATP-dependent chromatin remodeler activity; zinc ion binding
Source: RefSeq, a predicted model, not a curated record